UGUGAGAAGACCUUUUUCUGCUACUGUACAGGAAAACUUAAAUGACUCAAAUCAAAAAUAAAAUUCUGUUUCCUAAUCUUAACCGAAAUCCAGAAGAUGAAUUUCCAAAGCAACGUGUACCCGACUAUCUCAUUUCUAAGGUCGAAAAGCUCAUACAACUUCAUGGCGAUUUAGAGCUCUUCGUUGACUGGAAAACGGAAGCUAGCGUGACUGCCAGUCAGCUGAUCGAAGAUGCUUACAAAAUCGCUUCACAGUUUAAAAGAAGAGCCUAUCAUCCUGGAGAUGUGAUUUCGUGCUUAAUCCACAGCGAUGUCCACUAUUUUAGCUUCCUUUUGGCGACAUGGAUGUCAGGCUGUGUGUUGUCAUCUUUACAACAUUCUUUCUCACAAGAGCUGUUGAUUAAGCUGAUACGAUCUAGCCAUAGCCGCUUAUUGCUGUGCGAUGUGGAAAGUGCGGAAAGGUGCCGAGCUAUUAAAACUGAAUGUCCGGAAUUAGAAGAAGUCUUCGUCCUAGGCCAGUUCGAGGGCUGUACUCCUUUCAAUCGUCUUCUCGACGAUGAGGCGUUUCCUCGUGGUAAGAUAGCAAUCAACUCCACAAUUUUAAACGUUAAAUUUGUCUAACAACAAUGUCAUUUGUCAGAUGAAUUUGAAAGAUCCGAGCCCUACGACCCAGACGAAACGUUAUCGAUGGUAUUCUCAAGUGGAACAACAGGGGAACCAAAAGGAAUUCUAUUAACUCAGCAGAACAUCUAUAGUUAUCUACUGACAGCUCGACCAAAGGCUAACAGACCCGGUAUGAGAACUCUCUUCGUUCCGAGGAUAGGUAACGUCAUGGGCCUCGUUUUCGGUCUUAGAGAUGUGCUCAUCUACAGCAAAACGUAUUUGAUGCCAACCUACAAAGACGAAUGGUUAUUUGACGCCAUCGAACAAAUCAAGCCGGAACGCGCUUUGCUUUAUUUUCCUCACAUAUUGGCAAUAACUAAACAUCCGAAAUCAGAAACGAGCAACUUGUCCAGCAUGGAGGCCGUCUUUACUGCUGGAAUGUCAAUUAGCAAAAACUUGCAAAGAAAACUAUUUUUGAAACUACCUUCGCUGAAGACCUUCUUUAUGUUUUACGGCAUGACGGAAUUCGCCAUUGGCACAAUGCGUCCAUUCUACGAUUACGAGGAAAACGAUCAUCGCCUUGAAGAGUUAAGCAAAAACCAUGUGUUGAAACCAGAUUCAGUUGGGCACCUCUGCCCAAUGAAUCUAAUGAAGGUGGUGGACGAAAACACUGGGGAAAUACUGGGACCAAACCAAAAGGGUGAAUUAUGCUUCAAAGGUCCUUCGUUAUUUAAAGGAUAUUGGAAUAAUCCAGAGGCAACAUCAGAUAUCGUAAAAGAUGGUUGGAUCCACACAGGUGAUGUUGGCUAUUACGAUGACGACGGAGACGUAUUUUAUGUCCAGAGAAGCAAGGAGCUGAUCAAAUACCUUGGUCACCAUGUGAUUCCAUCCCAGCUAGAAGCGAUCCUGAAAUCGCAUCCGGCAGUCGAGGACGCUGCUGUUGUGGGAAUCAAAAGCGAAGACUAUGGUGAAUUACCAAUGGCUUAUGCAAUGAAAAAGCCAGGUCACGAUAAAUUGGAUGCUAGAAGACUAGUAAACUUUUUGACACGAUCACGUUCACGACGAAUCUUUGCUGCGAGGAGGACUCGCGUUCAUCGAUGAGAUUCCUAGAAACGUCAUGGGCAAAAUAGUUCGUCACCAACUGCGGGAUCGAGCGGAAUCUGAGGCUCGGAAACCUUCAUCCUUUCGCUAGAUAAAGUAGAUUUUUUUUUUUUUUUUUGUUGACGGAUCGAUUAAAAACCACGACGUAAGGCACUUAAAGU
Molecule: messenger RNA, 1864 nt
Organism: Daphnia magna
Lineage: Eukaryota; Metazoa; Arthropoda; Branchiopoda; Diplostraca; Daphniidae
Product: luciferin 4-monooxygenase
Molecular function (GO): CoA-ligase activity
Source: RefSeq, a predicted model, not a curated record